Aspergillus uvarum CBS 121591 is the source of this 831-nucleotide messenger RNA. RefSeq names its product ubiquitin-conjugating enzyme E2. The transcript has 3 exons. The record is from RefSeq and is a predicted model, not a curated record. The coding region runs from base 1 to 831 and encodes 276 amino acids. NCBI's taxonomy places the organism in Eukaryota, Fungi, Ascomycota, Eurotiomycetes, Eurotiales, Aspergillaceae.
AUGGCGACCAAGGCAGCCUAUAAACGGCUCACUCGCGAAUAUCAAAACAUUCAAAAGAAUCCUCCGCCAUACAUCAUUGCCCACCCCUCAGAAACCAAUAUCCUCGAGUGGCAUUACAUCCUCACCGGUCCUCCGGGUACGCCUUACGAAAAUGGACAAUACUGGGGUACACUGAUGUUUCCCCCUGAAUACCCAUUUGCGCCACCCGCCAUCCGCAUGCACACCCCGAGCGGUCGGUUCCAACCAUCCACUCGCCUUUGCCUCAGCAUCAGCGACUACCAUCCAAAGUCAUUCAACCCGGCCUGGGAGGUUUCCACGAUUCUGAUCGGACUGCUCUCUUUCAUGACAAGUGAAGAGAUGACCACUGGGAGCGUGAGUGCUUCGGAGGCGGAACGGAGAGUGCUAGCUGCACGGUCAAGAUGGUGGAAUUCCACCGGUGGAGGCUCUCACAUCAGUGCUAAACCUGGAGUCACUCCUUCCGCCAAAGGAAUCAACAAUGUCAAGGCUGGAGAUGGGGGAUUGAAAUUUCGUACGGAAUGGCCAGAACUCGACCACGAGAACUGGAGAUGGAUGAAGGACAGCCGCAUCGACACGAACACAGGCCAGCUUUUGCCAGACCCCAAUGCUGCCACCAAAUGCUCCCCGGAAACCAGCGCUCUCCGCAGACGGCCCAACGGUAGUGCUCCAGGUUUGGGAGUUGUUGUGGAGGGUGGCCACGUUGCGCGAGAAGCUGGUCAAAGUUGGGUUCGCCGCAACAAGAUCUGGCUAGGCUUUGCCAUCAUUUUCGGGUAUGCGCUGCUUACAAGGCUGGUAAACGAUGUCCAGGGAUGA